AUGACGAAGGCUCCGGACUGGCUCACUGCGCGGGCACGCACAUCACGCGGCUUCAUUCCGUCUCUAGUCUUCUUUUUCAUGCAUGCCUACAAAGCAGGUUUUACUUUUUUUUUUGUCAGGUCGAUAGUGCUUGCUUAGCGUCUCUCAAAAUCUUACAUAUCCAAGAUCCAAGGCUCUCGCUCGCUUGAUUGUUAUCGUUUUUUCUUCCUACACUUGCCCCCUUCUCGCUCGCUCCUCCACCAUUGCGCAUAGCCCUCCUGCUUUCAGACUAGUAUGCAUAGAGUGAGGAUUGUCUCUGGAAACUUGCCAUUAGAUUCGAUCCCUUGCUAUUGCUAGGCAGUCAAUCACCAUCUUCCUCCCUGAAUCACCCUGCGUUCCUCAACUCAAGGCAGCCACCAGAUUCAUGGCCAACUACGGCGGCUCUCCCCCCCUGAUCACCUAAGGUUGGAAUUAGAACUCUCCAGGUGCUCUUCCCUUCUACAGUUGCCGACGACACAGGCCAACCAUAAUCCUCGCCAUCGGCCUUCAAGCUACCACCUCUUCUUGGCCUUGGUGCUUGCGUCCGUAGAGCAGUCGCCGAGUCAGGUACCGACGACGACCGCGUCGCGCCCGGGUCGGUCCACCAUCAGAUCCGGUUCCACACGAACAGCGCCAGUCCGGCCGUCGCCCAACUCGCCAGCCUCAGUUAUUUAAAGUACCAAACUGCAAGUUGCGUCGUGCGUUCAUGCAGGAUCUCAGCAUCGUUAAAAAAAACUUGCUAGCUGACAUUCAUGGCGGGGGUCUUGGAUUCUUUGGCAUCCUACGUCCAGAACAUGCUUACGGAGAUGGCAAGGGAUGAGGUGCAUAUGCUGCUUGGGGUCUCGGGAGAGAUUGAAAAAAUGGACAUCAAGCUCAAGGACCUCAAGAACUUCCUCAUGGAUGCUGACAGGAGGAGCAUCACCGACCAGAGUGUGCAGGCAUGGGUUCUCGAGCUUAGAGGGGCCAUGUAUGAUGCCACCAACAUCCUUGACAUAUGUCAGCUCAAGGCCAUGGAGCGGGGUCUAAGCCAUGAUGCAGGAUGCUUCAACCCGCUGUUGUUCUGCAUGCGGAAUCCCAUACACGCCCACAAGAUUGGCAGCCGAAUCAAGAACCUUAACCAGAGGUUAGAAGAUAUCAAGAAACGUAGCUUGGAGUUCAACUUCAUCAACCUCAAUUCAUAUGAGGACCAUAGCAGGAGGGUGGCAUCCUCCCGUCCUGGUAGCCGUGAGACAUCUAGUGAGUUUGAUGAGUCAAGUUUGGUCGGUGAGAAUAUUGAGGAGGACACAAAAAAUUUGGUGGAGAUUCUAACAACGGCAGAGCUAUCAAAAUGCGAGAACAACAACAUUUUGGUUUUUGCUAUUGUGGGAGUUGGCGGUAUUGGUAAAACCACCUUGGCCAAAAAGAUAUUCAAUCAUGACAUUGUCCGACAAGAAUUUACAAAGAAAAUAUGGUUGAGUGUGAACCGGGAUUUCAGUGAGACUGAGCUGCUGAGAAGGGCUAUCGUUGAAGCUGGGGGUGACCACCAAUCUGCUGGAAAUACGAGAGGCGCUCUUGAGCGAGCUCUUAAGGAAGCCUUGAAUGGGCAAAAGAUUUUAUUGGUGAUGGAUGAUGUUUGGGAGCAUCAAGCAUGGGAGGAUGUGCUCCAAAUUCCCUUGGUCAGUGCUGCACUAGCUCAUGGCAGCCGUGUCCUCAUCACCACAAGACAUGACAUGGUCGCAAGAGGGAUGCUGGCAACAAAGCCCUACCACUAUGUCAAUAAACUUAAUCCUGAAGAUGCAUGGUUGUUGCUCAAGAAGAAGGUAGUUGGAAACGGAAAUGAUGAAGACCAGAUUGAACUGCUCAAGGAUAUUGGAAUGGAAAUUAUAACAAAAUGUGAUUAUUUACCACUUGCUGUGAAAGUAAUGGGAGGUCUCUUACGUCAAAAAACAGCGAGGAGACGGGAGUGGGAAAAUGUCCUAAAUGACUCGAUAUGGUCAGUAUCCCAAAUGCCUGAGGAGCUGAACUAUGCAAUAUAUCUUAGCUAUGAAGAUUUAAGUUCUAGUUUGAAGCCUUGCUUUCUUCACUACUCACUCCUUCCCAAGAGCAGAGUGUUCUUAGCUUGUGAGAUCAUUGGCAUGUGGAUUAGCGAAGGAUUUGUUCAUGGAACCUCACGUGACUUGGAGGAAAUAGGAAAAGAGUACUACGAUGAGUUGAUACAGAGGAACGUUAUUGAGCCUGAUAUAAGGUAUGCUGAAAAAGUAGUUUGCAAUAUGCAUGAUGUUGUCCGCUCAUUUGCUCAAUACAUGGCUAGAAAUGAAGCACUAGUAGCACAGAACAACAAAGCUGAUAUUGCUGACAAAAUCAAUUCACAAAAGUUUCUUCGCUUAUCGCUGGAAACAAGAGGAUCAGAAUCAGAUGAGUUAGAGUGGUAUUCAUUACAAGGACAGACAUCACUAAGAACACUAUUAUCAGUUGGGCCUAUAAAAAUCAAGCCUGGUGAUUCAUUCCUUGUUUUUUCGAAUUUACGGACAUUAUAUGUAGAAGAUGCAAAUUUUGAUGCAUUAGUUGAAUAUUUGAAUCAACUCAAACACUUGAGGUAUUUAUCCAUAAAAGGAACCAAUACAUCUAGGCUACCAGCAAGCAUUGGUAAGAUGAAAUUCCUGCAGUAUAUUAGCCUUGUUGGUUGUAAGAGUUUGGUGAAUCUUCCUAGUUCCAUUGUAAAGUUGCAACACCUGAGGUUUCUUAGCCUUCGUGACACAGGAAUAAGCAGCAUACCAAAGGAUUUUCAUGGUCUAACAAAUCUAAGGAUUUUAAAUGGGUUUCCAGCGCACAUGGAUGGUGAUUGGUGUAGCAUUGAAGAACUGGGACCUCUCUGCCAGCUAACUAAUCUUACUAUAAGUGGCCUAGAGAACGUGUCAUCAUCCUCAUUUGCAAAAAAGGCCAGGAUUGGUGACAAGGUGCGGUUGAGCCGUCUGUUCUUAGAAUGCACAAGUAGAAUUGAACAUGAUGGCCAAUUGGUAAAAGAUGAAGAAGGCAUUCCUGAGGAGCAGCAGCAACAAAUUGAGGAGGUAUUUAAUGAGCUCCAACCUCCGUCUGGCUUAGAAACCCUCGAUAUCAGCGGGUACUUUGGUCAGCGGCUCCCAAGGUGGAUGAUGUCGACAGCACUUGUGCCCCUUGGGAGCUUGAGGAUUCUUACAAUGGAUAACCUAGCCUGCUGCACAGAACUUCCUAAUUGCUUAUGUCAGCUCCCCUGCUUGGAAUUCCUACUGAUUGUGCAUGCUCCAGCGAUCAAGCGUGUUGGGCCUGAAUUCCUACAACCAAACCAUCACUGCCACAACCAUUCGCAGGUAGGGGUUUCAUUUCCCAGAUUGAGUAGGCUGAUUUUUGAAGGACUGGUCGAGUGGGUGGAAUGGGAGUGGGAGCUGCAAGUGAAAGCCAUGCCCAUCUUGGAGGUGCUUAAACUCGGGAAGUGCAAGUUGAGGUGCAUGCCUGCUGGCCUUGCCUUCCACGCAAGAGCUUUGAAGAAACUAUACAUAUAUGAUGUGAAGCAUCUAAGUUCUUUAGAGAACUUUACUUCGGUUGUUCACCUCGACGUGUUUAGAAACGCUGACCUGGAGAGGAUUAGUAAUCUACCAAAACUGCAGAAGCUCGUCAUCGAUAUGUGCCCAAAGAUGAAGGUAUUGGAAGGCGUGCCUGCACUACAAAAACUCAGUCUGGAGGAUUAUGACAUGGAAACAGUCCCAAGAUACCUGCAAGAUGUAAUGCCAAGGCAAUUGCUGCUAUACUGCAGCUUACCUCUACUUACGUCCAUAGCUGCAGGGAAAACUAGCUGUGACUGGGACAAGUUCAAACAUAUCCAGCAAGUCAAGGCACAUGCAGGCGAUGAAGGUGUUGAGAGAAAACGGUACGUGAUGUACACAAGGGAUUCUUUCCACUUGGAGACAAAUAUCAGCCGCUCUGCUAUUGCCAAAGGCUGGAUGGCACGCGCGUGGUUUCCUUACAGGACCACAUGCACUAUUGAAGACGAGUGUCUGGUACGACGACUGAGGAAUGUUGAGUACUCUAUCCUGCUUGUGAUGAGUGAAUUGUCAACCGUGCGGUGUAAUCGUGCACUUGGUCUUUGGAUUGCAGGUACACGAGCGUCGAGUGUCGACGGGGAGCUGCCGUGAAGGUGCUGUGGCCGAUGGACCGUGCGGUGGACGUCGGUGAAGGGCAGCCGGGACCGGAGCUCGGACCGGGCGGCAGCUGUGGCGUCCACUCCUGGAUCGAGGGCGCAAGCGGCGACGGAAGGCGGGUUUCUUGGUUUGCGCCACAAAACCAAGGAG
Molecule: messenger RNA, 4322 nt
Organism: Panicum virgatum (switchgrass)
Lineage: Eukaryota; Viridiplantae; Streptophyta; Magnoliopsida; Poales; Poaceae
Product: putative disease resistance protein RGA1
Exons: 5
Coding region: 771-4166 (1131 amino acids)
Biological process (GO): defense response to other organism
Molecular function (GO): ADP binding
Source: RefSeq, a predicted model, not a curated record